Molecule: messenger RNA, 1581 nt
Organism: Penicillium chermesinum
Lineage: Eukaryota; Fungi; Ascomycota; Eurotiomycetes; Eurotiales; Aspergillaceae
Product: Zn(II)2Cys6 transcription factor
Exons: 4
Coding region: 1-1581 (526 amino acids)
Biological process (GO): regulation of DNA-templated transcription
Molecular function (GO): DNA-binding transcription factor activity, RNA polymerase II-specific; zinc ion binding
Source: RefSeq, a predicted model, not a curated record
AUGGUUGGCGUCGGCGGUCGCAGCAAAGGAUGUAAGACUUGCCGCCGGCGCAAGGUGAAGUGCGACGAGGAGAAACCCACCUGUAGCCGAUGCCGAAAGGCGAAUAUCAAGUGCGAGGGAUACGUGCAGUUUGCGGAAUUUAUCCACGUUAAUGACCGCGAUGCGGGCAAGCCACUCGUCAAGAGGAGGGCGUCCAAGCCGGCCCAGGCGCCCUCGUCCGUGAGCGAUGCCAGCGAAGCCAGUGCUGCGAGUUCGAACUCGGAGUACUGCAUGGAGUUGUCGCUACAAAAUUUCUGCUUGAUAGAACCGCUGUACGUGAACCCAGCCUGGGAUCAGCAAAGUAUGUUUACAUCGCAUUUGAUCCAGCGGAUGUUUUCCUGGAGCAACAACCCGUCAUCGCCUUUCUCGGCGGCGUGGGUCCAAGUCCUCCUUCGCGACUCGAAGGAAUCGCCUGUUCUGUCGCAUGCGUCUAUCCAAGCGCUCUCCACUUCAUUCUUUGGGAAGGUCCAUGGAGACCGGCAGAUCAUGCAACAAGGUGCAGCUCACUAUUUCCGCGCAUUAAGGGCAUUGCAAGUCGACUUACAAGACCCAAAUCGUGUCACUGACGAUGCUACUCUGAUGGCGGUCCUUAUCAUGGCAAUCUAUGAACUGGUUGCCUCUGAACACCCAUCUGGGUGGCUGAAUCACUAUAAAGGACUUGCGCGACUGGUUCUUUUGAGGGGGCCCGAGGCACAUCAGACGGGCGUCGGCUUCAAUGUGUUUUCCACUUUGAGAUCUUGCUUGGCGAUUGGAUACAUCAUUGAGCGGAAACACCUUUUCUUGGAAAACAUAGAAUGGAAAACAAUACCAUGGGCCAUCCAAGGGCUAGAUUCCAAGGUUCCAUUGCAAGAACUUCACGACUACAUGGUUGAUGUACCGGGUAUCCUUGAGGACAUGGACACCUUGGUAGCAUGGCCCCCCGGAGUCCCAGGCCGUAGCGAGUUCAAAGACCAAGCCGCACAGCGAGCGCUGGAACUCCUGAACUUACUCUAUGCUUGGCAUUGGGAAUGGAUCCGGAAGUUCCCAUCUGCUACUUUCACCAUCUCCACAGCCGGCCUCGACCCUGAGACUGCAAUGCCGAUACCCCCUUCUCCGUUUGAAUCGAUUCUUUGGUUCAAUGAUUCGUACCGUGGUACAGAGCUAAUCACUUACAAUGCGCUUCGACUAAUCUUGAUGAUCUGCCUGGAACUGACGGGUAUCCUUACGCCUGGGAUACCUUCCGCGAUAGGGGUGAAUGAUCCUCUGCUGCCGAUGCAAGGUACCCGACAUGACAUCGCUGUGGAAAUCUGCAGGAUGGCCGACUACCACCUGCACAGCUUCCGUCGCAGCUUAGGGGCUUUUAUCAUCCUCUUCCCAUUGAACGUGGCCCUCGUGCAUCUCGAUGAAAACGCGACUGAGAUCAAGCGAUGGCUCCGCCAGAAGAUGGCCCGGGUGGCAGAUUCCUACGGAUUCGAAGUUGGACGCGAUGAUGUGAACCCCAAAGUGCACCAGACUCCACUACUUGUCAAAGUGAAAGCCCUGUUAGCAGAUUCAUCACAUUAA